Geodia barretti is the source of this 735-nucleotide messenger RNA. Lineage: Eukaryota; Metazoa; Porifera; Demospongiae; Tetractinellida; Geodiidae. The record is from the annotation of a GenBank genome assembly.
AUGGUUACGCUAGGCGGGUCGGCUACAUCGUCUCAUUUUGAGGUAUUUCAGGGGCUGGAGGAACUUUUCCGCCGCAGGGGAAUCGACCUGGACUGGAUUCUGUAUUCGGACUACGACGCGAUGGUGGACGCCUUUGUGAAGGGCGACAUUGACCUGGCGUGGAACGGACCGCUCGGUUACGUUCAAGAUCAAGCGCCUGCUGGACCGGCCGUGUCGCGUCAUAGCGAUGCGCGAUUCGAAGACCUUUUAGGCAGGCGAUUCGCAUUUGGCCGCCGCAGUUCCGAGCAGGCCGGUCUGGUGCCUUACUACGUUCUGAAGCAGUCAGGGCUGAACCCUGACAAAGACCUUUCGGCCGUCAGUUUCUAUGAGGAGCGUGAAUCACGGAACACGUCAGACGAGCGCGAUGUGGUUGAGCGAGUGGCAUCCGGUGAGUUCGAUGCCGGAGCGGUAAGCCGGAGAACGCUGGAACUGAUGGUGGAGGAUGGCAGCCUGACUGGACAUCCGGUGCGAGUGUUCUGGUCCAGUCCCGCCUAUAGCCACUGCUGCUUCACGGCUCAGCAAGAUAUGGAACCGCAGUUAGUCGCGCAGAUCGAAGCGGCGUUCCUCGUCAUUACCGGAUCUGAUGAGGUUGAACGGGCGGUGCUAGAAGGAGAAGGCUGCAGCAGCUUCGUCGCGGGCGUCGAAGAGGGAUGGGAGAUAAUCGAAGAUGCGGCGGUGACCGAAGGGCUGGUCUGA